GGGUGCACCUGGCGGCGCGGGUGGACCCCCGCCUUCCUCUCGCCGCCACUGCCUCUUUUGCUUUCUUUGCCCUUUCUCGGUUUGGUGAGAAAAUACCUACGGGCCACCAUUGUAAGUUCUGAAUUCUCAUCUCCUGCCCACACCUCCUUUCACCCCCUCUACCCUCGCCAACACUUUUUUUUUUUUUUUUAACUGGAGCAGCGAGUGGGCUGAAAGAACCUACAAACCCUGUCCUUCACACUACAUCGUAUCCAGACAAGCUCCUGGAAUUGCAGGUCCCGUUCCCAGAAGCCUGUGCCUCCCUCCUCUCCCAGGAAUUCAUCUCCAUUCCCCUCUAUCUCCGUGGUGGACCCCCCUCCCCAAAUUUUUCACGCACGGGCCCCUUCCGACAUCUAGAGAACUUAUUCCUGCGAAAAAGCCCUCUCCUUCUUUCCCCACUCCGACCCCACACCUUCUCCCGCCGUUGGUCUUAGUUAAUUUCGGAAAGAGGUUGGGAACUCGGAAACUGGUUGGGCUCCUUCAAGUGAUCAGAGUGAGGGCGAGAGUUGUCACUCAGGGAAUCAGGUGCGAAGGUCAGGAAGGAGGUCAGCCUUGAUUGGCUCCGGCUGCGUGCGUCUAUGUACCCUGCGCCCAUCCACCUCCUGUUACGGUCGGUCUAGGCGCCUGAACUGCCACCCAAAGGGGCGCCUUGAGGCCUGGGGAGUACCUGGGGCCAGGACGGCUGCACAAAGACGGGAAGCUGGAGAGACCUCUUCUAGGCUCCUGAAUGGUUCUGGAAGCCGAGAAAUAACUUGUUUCUAAAGCAGGCGGACUGGUUUGCACUGGAGAGGUUGUGCCUGCCAUCUCUGUCUAUAAAUACCAGAAUAAAUACCAGAAAGUUGUUGCUAGGUUGGUGGUGCUGGUGGGAUGCCUACCCUCUGCAACAGCCACCUCCCACCCCACCCACCCACUCACCCACCCACCCAGAGGCUUGUGAGGGAGCUGACUUAAACAAGGCUGCAAGACCCUGAAGCCCGUCUUGGUCAGGAUCUGCCGAGUUUCUAGCCCAGUUGGCUGAAGCAAGAGUUGCUCUGGUUAGGCGGUGGCCUUGGCCUCUAUAAGCCAGCCAACCAGGAGGGGCUGCGGUGGGCUUCCAGGGAGGAGGGACGCUGAUGGAGAAUAAAAUGGAAACGUGGCUCUCUUAGUAACUGAGGAGGAUAUCUUAUUCCAAAGUGGUUCCCCAUACCUGGUGGAUCCUCAAAACGCUUUUCUGUGCCUCGCCUCUACCUGCCCUGGUAUCCCCAUAAGCACCCACUGGAGAGAGCCUUGUCAGUGUACUGAGGGCACAGUCAGUGCAUGCACCCUUAAUAAUGAACACUAAGGUGAUGAGUUUCAAAUCUUGUCCCAAAGUGAUUUUGUUUGCUUUCCAGCCCCAUUGGUGGUUUCUAUUGAAUCCAGCCAUCAUUAGGCAAUGGGUUGGAGUCAUUUGACAUCUAUUCCCUCAUUCUCCAGUUCAACAGCCCCAAAAUGUCCCUCUCUGCCUCUCCAAAUCAGGAAGGAAUCUUUUGAUUUCUCAUUUGCUCCUUUGGCUGCUGUUUCUGCGGCAGUCAUCACUGAAAUGUUACAACCUUGCAGCCGGGCUUUACUCAGACCCUGGGGCCUAGAUGGAAAAUCAGACCGGACAUCAGUGCCCCGAUUGAAUAAUCUGUGUCACUAGGGCUUUGAGCCCAGGAUGUGAGUGGAGGCAAUUCCCUGUUUUGGAAGAAAAUCAGACAGGAAACCAGAGCUAGGAAGAAGGAAGAGAACUCAGUCCAGCAGAGUGUAAUGGGGCCUCAUUACCGAAGCAAAAAGCAGCUGUUGGCUAAUUCCUAGCGUGCUGUAACACAUGAGGAUUUUGCAAUUAGUAAUAACUGGUGCACGGGGUUCUUGCGUAUGUGCCUGUCCAUUCGGCCCAGCAGCUCAAGCAAGGAGCCUUUCAAACCAGAGGGAUUGGUAAGAAAUUCCGGGUAGAUAUGCCUGGCUCAGGCAGCGCCUUCAUCCCUACCAUCAACGCCAUCACGACCAGCCAGGAUCUGCAGUGGAUGGUGCAGCCCACGGUGAUCACUUCCAUGUCCAGCCCAUACCCCCGCUCGCACCCCUACAGCCCCCUGCCAGGCCUGGCUUCUGUCCCCGGGCACAUGGCCCUCCCGAGACCCGGUGUGAUCAAGACCAUUGGCACCACGGUGGGCCGCAGGAGGAGAGAUGAGCAGCUGUCCCCUGAAGAGGAGGAGAAGCGUCGAAUUCGGAGGGAGAGGAACAAGCUGGCUGCGGCCAAGUGCCGGAACCGCCGCCGGGAGCUGACGGAGAAGCUGCAGGCGGAGACCGAGGAGCUGGAGGAAGAGAAGUCGGGCCUGCAGAAGGAGAUCGCUGAACUGCAGAAAGAGAAAGAGAAGCUGGAGUUCAUGCUGGUGGCCCAUGGGCCCGUGUGCAAGAUCAGUCCCGAGGAACGCCGGUCCCCGCCGGCCUCCGGGCUGCAGGCCCUGCGCAGCGGGGCCAGUGGAGGGGUCGGUGCCGUGGUGGUGAAACAGGAGCCCCUGGAAGAGGACAGCCCCUCGUCCUCAUCGGCGGGGCUGGACAAGGCCCAGCGCUCCGUGAUCAAGCCCAUCAGCAUUGCUGGGGGCUUCUAUGGCGAGGAGCCCCUGCACACCCCCAUCGUGGUGACCUCCACUCCUGCCAUCACUCCGGGCACCUCGAACCUCGUCUUCACCUACCCCAGCGUGCUGGAGCAGGAGUCGCCAGCAUCGCCUUCUGAGUCCUGCUCCAAGGCUCACCGCAGAAGCAGUAGCAGUGGGGACCAGUCAUCAGACUCUUUGAACUCCCCUACUCUGCUGGCUCUGUAACCCAGCUCCCAGGGGCGGGGGUGGGGGUCCUCGUCACUGCCUCCUGCCCAGGGACCAGCACCUUCCAGCGCUCCGGGGCCGUGAGGAGAAGAGGGGGACCCUGCCAGAGAGCUUCCUGGCUCUGGGGAGAAACAGGUGGGAUUUGGUGGUGAGUCUCCGGAGGACUUGGAUGAGCUCUUGGAAGUCACAGGACCUCCUCCUCCCUCGUCCAUCUCACGAAGCAAAUCCUGUUUCUUGAAAAACAUUGGAGAACUUGGUUUGGUGGACUCGGGCAUCUCCCUGGCUUCUGAAGAGCCUGAAGCUGGUUUGGGCCGUUCUUGUCCCUCGGUUCCGAUGUGUCUCUGGAGUGAUGGUGUCCUUCCUGCCCCACCAAGCAUGCUCAAUGCCUUUUUGGUUUCACCUUCCCUCUAUUCGCCCCUUCCUUCCCCCAGUGUCAAUUUCACUUCCUCUUAGUUUUUUAUCAAAUUUGCCAUGACAUUUCAUCUGGGUGGUCUGAAUAGUAAAGCUCUUCAUUUCUGAAGAGAGGGCAGCAGGGUGACUUUUUGGCUGGGGCUGACUUGUCCAGAAGGGGACAGUCCAUGUGCAAUACAGAACCUUCCCUCCUCUGACACUUUUGGUCCACCACCAUCUCCGGAACCGCCAGCAGGGCUUCUUGAACUCUCCAUGAGAGGCCACCAUCACCAGGAGGUUUGGAGGACCCUUCCUCCCCAUCCUCGGAGACGCUUUUGGAGGAGCAGCUUGGCCAGAAGACAGGGUGUGAGUGAGACAGCUGGGGCAUGGAUUGGGUUUGCCAAAUGCCUAAUUACCAGGCCAGGAAUGGCCAGGAAUAGUGCCAACGGGCCACACGGGUGUCCCAGCCAGCCUCUCUUCACCCCGUGUCUUGAAUAGGACGUCUCUUGUAAUUACCGCCUCGUCGUUCAGCCCUGGACCCUUCUCUCCUUCCUUCCUCGGAGCCACACGUCACUCCAAGUCCCUGCCCGCUCCACCCUCCCCCACCCUGCCUCUCAGGGUGACGCCACCCGUGGAGGUUUAAUGAGCGUGGGCCUGGCCCCUCCCCAAGCCUCAAAAUCGCCUCUGCUGUGGAUGGAAAGGAAGGGGGAGGAAGGAGGGAGGCAGUCAGAGUGGGGUUUGCCUCGCAGCAGCCCCAGCGCCUGCUUCUCGCCUCUCACCAAGGUGCUGGGCCGUGCUACCCUCUGUGGUCAUCUGCUACCUGAUGGAUCUCGUGCUUGUUCUCUUACACUCCCCUGCCCCCUCACCCCAGUGUGCUUCCCAGGUCCACCAGCCAGCUGUGAACAGCUGGCCCAGAGCUGUUGUUGUGGCUUGCAGCUUAUGUGCCAUUCCCCAGGGGCUGCUGAAAUCAGAGAUGAAUCCCACUGCAGGAGAGCUGCCCUUUCCCGUGGGGUGGAGGAUGGGGAAAGGGGGUCCUCCAGCCGCCCCCCCCACCUCCUCCCGGGAGCACAGCUCCACAGAGCUCAGCGGAGUCCCCGCCUGCCACCCCUCGGAGACUUUUUUUCUCCCCAAGGCUGGUCUUCCAGCAUUGGCCUCUGCUGGGCUAGUGCUCUGAGGGAGGCCCCACUAUUGUGAUUCAGCUCUAGAGAUCAUUGUAUGAUAAUUUAAAACUAUAUAGAUAUUAUUUAAAUCAACCCAGUGGGGGUUAAAUCUCAAAGUUGGACUUGGGAGAGGGAGAAAAAGCAAUGACAUGAUUGCUCACCUGUUCCCUUCACAGACCCAGGCCUGGCACGCCGGCUGAUAUUUAAUGUUCAUUACUCACUUGCCAUGCCCUAGACACACAGAAUGGAACAACCCAAUGCCUAAAAUACGCAGCCCACUAUGACCGGGAGUGAUGUGUGGAGGGGUAGGACUUGCAAAGAGAGGAGACUAAAAGAAACAGGAUUUUCCCCCCAAAUGCUUUAAAUGUGUUAUUUCCCACAUUCCUUGGCUGUGACGCUGCCCCCUAGUUCCCCAGAGGUUCUGGGAGGGGCACUCCUAAUAAGAUGGGGCCUUUGGGUUUCUGGCUUCAGAUUAAUCAAGGACACAGAGGUCAGCUAGGAGUAGCAGGAGACGGGCAAAAAGAACUGGGGUGAACUCAGCUCUGAAAGACUUAAUCAUCUCAAGUGGUAUUUGUGGCCAACUGGGAGCUAUUUCUUUUUGAAUAUAUGUAUUAUAUAUUUCUUAAAUGAAGCUGCUCUCUGGUGUUUUGUUUCUAAAGUCCCUUUGUGCCCCACUUUGCACAGCUCUGAUCCCAAGGCAGGCCCUGGCAUGUGACGUGGGGCCAAGCUGGACAUUCCUGAAACGGAGUCUGGCUUUAGUUCAGAUUUCAAACUGCAUUGGUUUUGGGACCAGCAGAAAGCAAGAACCCAGCCGCCUUGCAGGACUUCGAGGCCUCUGAGCUGUGUUUCUAUUCAGGACCCUCUAACUUUGUUCUUGGAGGUAGUUUGGCUUCCUCAAAGCCAGAGGUUAUUUGGAGAAUUCACUCUUAACUCACAGGCAUAUCCUCAGUCACUGCCUUCUGGCUGGUUCUCUAAAGUUGCUGCCAGACACCAGGCCUGCUGCUUCCUCCUCCUUCCUUUCUCCUCCUCCUCGGGAGCAGUGGCAGGGGGAGCCUUUGGACUUGGGCAGGGAACCCCAUGUCCCCCUGUGUCCCCAGCCAUGAGGCAGCUGGUGUGGACUCCAGCUGGGCUGCAGGCAGCUCUGGGACCACAUAGGGCAGGCACUCCUUGACAGGCUGGUGUGAAACCCACAGUCCCCUUGGCCACCUGGCUAGCCUCUUGGGAACAGCCCUCUUCCUGUCGAGUGGAUGGGGACAGCUGCUGACACAGGACAGAGAGGAGAUCCCAGGUGAAGCUUAGGCAAUUACCAGAGCCAACUCAAAGCAGAGAAUUCACUGGGGAAGUUUUCAGUAAGAAAGAAAUUUUUCUGCCUGUGAGACUGGCCAGGUGUCUUCACUGUGGCCCAUCCCACAAGCAUCUCAAAGCCAGGAACCAUCAGAGGCUACUGGUUCCCUUUCUCAGGCUUUGGGGAAGGGAGUCUCCUCUCUGUUCCCACUAGGCUCCAUCUUAAGGUUGAGCUCAACUUACAGGCGUUGGGACUUUUCUCCCUUUUCCUUGAUGGACCAACAGUGCUUCUUGCAAUCUCACCUUGUAACUUUUAGGUUGAUUUCCUCCCUUGAUCAGACAUCCAUGUGGCCUCUUUAAGAAGGAAAAGAACAGCACCUACUAUGUGCCAGGCACUGUGUUAGGCACUUUUAUAUAUAUAUACUCUCUUUAGGGUGAGACUAAGUGAUGGGGACUUCCCUUAUUAAAAGCCCACCACUAAUGGAUCAACAAAAACACUUGGAGGUGAGAAGGUCUUUCUCCAAAGAUCCAAGGCAAGAUUGCCUUCAGUCUGAGGUUUGUUCUCAAAGACCCACCCCCUACAAUAUCCUCCCACCUCUAAAUGUGUUUCCCCUGUGAUGUGCUCCUUUGCACUCUUCAGAUGGUUAACCAGAGUCCUUAUAGAAUUUGUGGACCAAUAGGAUAUGUGGUGUGUGUAACUUUCUUUUAAAAACUUAAGUAAAGUGGUCUUGCUACUUUCUGCUUGUUGAGUCUUCUUGGCAUUCAAUCUUAAAAGCCAGCAUCUCACUAUUUAUUGACGGGUCGUGUGUAUGUGUGUGUGCGUGCGUGUGUGUGUGUGUAUACAUUUCUAGGUGUGCCCAUGUCCUCCUGCACCUUUUAAAAAGGAAACCCAGUCACCCCACUACCUAUGUGACAUCUUCUCAUGCUUCUAGUAUAUUGGUCGUACAUCAACAAAGGGUUUUAAUUUUCUAAGGCUGACAUGUUCAGGAGGAGCUGGGUCAAAUUUUGAGCAGGGCAUGGGAAGGGAAGGGGGAGAAGUAAUUGACAUUUAUUUUAUUAUUUAUUUUAAAUGUUUACAUCUUUGUGUUGUACCAAGCCUGAAUAGAAACAGAUAGCAUUAAAAUGCUCAGUUCCUCUCUCCCUCUCUUUCUUCUUUAUAAUCUUUUUUUUAAAUUUACGCUAAUGAUGCUUUGUUUCUAAAAUGAUUUGUGACUUGUGCUGUAUAAACUGUAUAAAAAAAGGUUCUGUUUUUAAAGAUGGUGUGUCAUUCCCCUGGGGACAGUGGUCACCAAGAACUCUACAUUAGAACACAAGGAAAGAUACUGCUCUGUUCCUCAAAAAUUAUUUUCUGUGUAUGAUUAAAAUUUUAUUCCAUUUAUUUUAGUUUGUGGUUACUUGAUGUCGAGGAAGAAAAAUGUUCACAUUUGUAUAAAGAAUAGGUAUCAGGGUGUCUUUUCUGAAGUGACAGAUGUAUAUAUAGUAUUUUGGUAUAUCGUGGCAAAUCAAAAGCUUCGUGCAUCUGUAUUUGAGGUAUGUUGAUGAUGUGGAAUAAAGACUGCUCUAAGAUCCUGGAGGUAAAAAAAAAAAAAAAGUUGUACAAGAUUCCUACAGCUUGAUGGGGGAAUUUAAUUAUCUUUCUGAGCACCUUGUCUUUUUUUUUUUUUUUUUUUUUUUUUAAGUAUUGGUGAAAUGGUCCCAUUGGAAAGGCUUCUAAAUAAGCCUCUCCAGGCAGGACUAUGAGCUCAAAAAUCUUUGUAUAGUUUUGAAAUUUGAGGAGUAGCUCAGCUCUGAAGCAUCUCUGGUGGUGUUUUGUUGUUGUUUUGUUAUUUUACUGUAAUACAAGCCUACAGUAUUUGCACUAAAGAAAGCUUGUUAGAAAAAGCUUGCUGCUAUGGAAGAAAGAACAUAUUACAACUUUUUUUCCUUUUUUUUUGUUAGCUUUUUCACUUUCAAUUGAGUAGCUUUUUGUAGAAUAAAAUGAAUUAAGAUUGAA
Molecule: messenger RNA, 7685 nt
Organism: Bubalus bubalis (water buffalo)
Lineage: Eukaryota; Metazoa; Chordata; Mammalia; Artiodactyla; Bovidae
Gene: FOSL2
Product: FOS like 2, AP-1 transcription factor subunit
Exons: 4
Coding region: 1992-2858 (288 amino acids)
Biological process (GO): regulation of transcription by RNA polymerase II
Cellular component (GO): nucleus
Molecular function (GO): DNA-binding transcription factor activity, RNA polymerase II-specific; RNA polymerase II cis-regulatory region sequence-specific DNA binding
Source: RefSeq, a predicted model, not a curated record